This is a messenger RNA of Fragaria vesca subsp. vesca, 3934 nucleotides long. RefSeq lists its product as uncharacterized. The transcript has 2 exons. The record is from RefSeq and is a predicted model, not a curated record. NCBI's taxonomy places the organism in Eukaryota, Viridiplantae, Streptophyta, Magnoliopsida, Rosales, Rosaceae. Bases 170 to 3673 code for a protein of 1167 amino acids.
UUCUUCCUCCUCUCUUAGGGUUUACUGUUAAUCCCUCAAAACCCUCACACUUUCAAAUUCACCAGCUUCGAAUUUCAAUUCAUGGCCCCACAUCAGGACCCCUAACUCUAUCGCUCCACUCUUUCGAACAAUUCCACAUCGUUCAAUAGCUACCUCAGAGAUCUCGGUAAUGAACAACGAUUUCGAAUCCGACGCGAAAUCCGAUUCCGGAGACGCCGGUAAGGCUUUGAACGGCGGCGCCGGUAUCUCCGAGGAUGAUGCUAGGGUUUUGCCGACGGAGGAGAGCGAGGGCGGCGGGAGAUCUGAGGAGGAUAAGGUUAGGGUUAGCGAGGAGAGUGGCGGUGGAAAUGUAGAUAAGGUAACGGAGUCGAAUCCGAGCGGCGGCGAGGGGUUGGAUUACGACGAAGAGGAUGACGUGUUUGAUAUCGGGAGGGUUGAGCUUGAUGAGGAUCAGGAGGAGGAUAGCUCCGAGGCUCAGAACGAUGGGGAUAGAGAUGAGAGUGUGGAUUUGUUAUCGGAGUUUGAUGAGUUUGUGGCUAAUGAGAAGGACGGUAUGGCUUUAGGGACUUCCAGAGCUCUGAGCUACGGUUUCCAAGUCGGAGACAUGGUGUGGGGGAAGGUGAAGUCUCAUCCGUGGUGGCCAGGGCAUAUAUUCAAUGAGGCCUUCGCUACGUCUCAGGUGCGGCGGACUAGAAGAGAAGGUCAUGUCUUGGUGGCCUUCUUUGGUGAUAGUAGCUACGGCUGGUUCGACCCGGCUGAGCUUAUCCCAUUCGAGCCUCAUUUUGCUGAGAAGUCUCGGCAGACGAAUUACAGGAAUUUCGCCAGGGCUGUGGAGGAGGCUGUGGAUGAGGCGAGCCGGAGGUGUGGCGUUGGGUUUGUGUGUAAAUGUAGGAAUCCGUAUAAUUUUCGGGGUACUAGUGUGCCUGGGUACUUUGUUGUUGAUGUGCCGGAUUAUGAGCAUGGGGCGGUUUAUUCUACGGAUCAGAUUAAGAAGGCCAGGGAUGGUUUUAAUCCUGCUGAGCUUGUGUCUCUGGUAAAGCAGUUGGCGAAGUCACCAGUCCAAGGGGAUCAGAAGAGCCUUAGCUUCAUUAAGAAUAAGGCUACUAUGUUUGCUUAUCGGAAGGCAGUGUUUGAGGAGUAUGAUGAGACCUAUGCUCAGGCAUUUGGGGCUCGGUCUUCACGACCUGCUGUGCCAGAUCAGCCUGUUAAGCCUCGAGCACCUUUGAGCGGUCCUUUGGUGAUUGCUGAAGUCCUGGGUGGACGGAAGAGUGCCACAAAACCCAUGAAAGUCAAGGACCAUUCAAAAAAAGACAAAUACCUUUUCAAGCGGAGAGAUGAAGCUAGUAACGUGAAACCCCACCAAACUACGCAGGGCCAAGCUAGUUCCUCAGCCGCAUCUACUUACUUGGAGGGAUCAGUAGCAUUAGGAGAUGGAGACUAUAAGUUGCAAAAGAGGGCACCGUCUAUCUCUAUGAAGCCUCAGGUUUUAAAACAUGAGCAGACUGAGAAUAUGAGCAGGGAUGCUUCUGGAAAAGAACCUGUAAACAUAAAUCAGGUACCAGCAAACAGCUCUGUUGCCAGCCAAGGUGUUACCACCGGUUCAAAGCUAUCUCUGAAGCUUUCUUUUGACAAGGAAACUGGAGCCCUGCAGGAAGUGAAAGAUGCAUUGACACAGAAUGUAGCUGAGGGUCAUUCAAGCACAGGUCACUCUGAAUUAUUCAGUCAGGGGACCAAGCAAUGUAUAAAAGAUGAACCAUCACAAUCUUUGAAGCAGGAAGGGGAGGGUCCAAUGGAGGUUGAAGGGAGUGCCAAAUUGUCUGGGUUAAAGGAAGACAAUGAAUUGUCUGGUCACACUGUUGGAGAUUCUUCACUGAUCGAGGCAAAGAGUUCAGCUGGAAAGAAGGCUGUUGGUGGAGUGAAAAAGGCAAAGUUUCUUAAACGGCCACGGGGUGACAUGAACCCUGCCAUAUCUGUUAUGGAAGAUAAAAAGAAAAAGAAGAAGAAGAGACAGUUAGGUUCCGAUAUAGGCUUCAGAGAUCCACAGAGGAUUGUGACUUCCGGAAAAGUGGGUUCCGUGGUGGAUAGGGAUGCAGGAAAUGACAAUCAUGCAGGUUUGUCUCCAGAGGAAGAUUUCAAGGUAGAACAUCAUAAGAAAGAUGUUACUGUCAAGAAGGCCUUGUCUGAAUCUGCUGGAUUGUUGCCAAUUCUUACAGAGGUUGAAUUACCGCAACUAGUAAGCGAUUUGCAAGCCCUUGCCCUUGAUCCUUUUCAUGGUCGUGAAACAAACAACCCUACCAUUGUUCGGCAGUUCUUUCUGCAAUUCCGGGCCCUCGUCUAUCAGAAAAGCUUGGUCCUGUCACCACCAUCAGAGACAGAGCCUCUUGAAGGUCACAUCGCUAAAAAUCCAUCUGGUGUCAAAACCUCAGAAAUUUCUCCUCCGGAACCAGUAAGAGAUGUUCCCUCCUCGAAGUCGGCAAAACCCUUGUUCAGAUCUGGUGAUCGCACCAUAGCUGGGCGGAAACGUGCUCCGUCCGAUCGUCAAGGAGAGAUUGCAGCUAAGAAGUCAAAGAAAAUGAGUGAUUUAAAAUUAUUGCAUGCAGAGAGGAAGAUUGGGCAAAAAAGUCAAGAGACCCAGCGUGGAGAGGUAAAAGAAUCAGCGGUGCCCAUUCCACGGAGGGCACCAAAGCCAGGUCUUGUGAAGAAAAUGGAACCUCCGUCCAAGGUUGUUGAGCCCACCAUGCUCGUGAUGAAAUUCCCUCCCACAAUCUCUCUGCCUUCACCAGCAGAACUGAAGGCAAAGUUUGCUCGUUUUGGACCUACGGAUCAGUCUGGUCUCCGUGUGUUCUACAAGUCCUCAACAUGUCGAGUUGUAUUUCUGUACAAAUCUGAUGCACAAGCAGCAUUUAAGUUUGCAAGUUCAAACAAAUCCUUUCUUGGCAACGUCAAUGUGAGGUUCCAGCUUCGAGAGGUGGACGGUCCUGAAGUUCCUGCAUCUGGGAAGGGUUAUGGAGAUGACAAUUCUACUGAGACUCCGCGCGCUAAGGAUUCUGCAUUUAUGCCAACUCCGGCACUCAAACAGCGGCAGCAGCAGUCUCUCUCACACAGUGCAGUCCAGCCGAAGUCGAUUCUGAAGAAGUCAUCGGGUGACGAGCCUCGAGGACAGGUAACUGGUGGCAAUGGAAAUAGUAAAGGAACUGCCCGUGUAAAAUUCAUGUUGGGUGGUGAAGAACCUAGUAGAAAUGAGCAAUUGAUGAUGCCUGGUAAUAGAAAUAACUUCAACAACAGUGCUAGUUUUGCAGAUGAUGGUGCACCUUCUUCUUCUACUUCUGUUGCUAUGAUGAAUUAUAAUGCUAGAAACUCUCAAAAGGUUACCCUUCCACCUUCUUCAUUGCCUCCUAUUCUUCCUCUUCCCCAUAGUCGGCCUUUACCUUCUCAAUAUGCAAAACCACCACCACCACAUAAUAAUUUUUCACAGCAGCAUUCAGAAAUGGCACUACCUCCACUGCCACCACCCAGCAGAAACAGUCACAGUAUUAUAAACACCCCCGCCACAUUUCCGAGUGCACCCACAGUUGAUAUUUCCCAGCAGAUGCUAAGCCUGUUGACCAGGUGCAAUGAUGUUGUGACCAACGUAAAGGGUUACCUUGGAUAUGUGCCCUACCAUCCUCUUUGAUCAGGCCCUGAAUAUAUAUGCCCAUAAAGCAAGUUCAGAAAAUUACAUAUCGCGUCAAAGAAAGCUUCGAGUUGGCUUGAACCCUUCCCAGCUAUAAAUUUGCGGCCGAAGCUGUCGAAGAGGCUGCCAGUCUAUAAGCAAAUUGUUGUCUCAGCAGACCAUGUAGUUUUUUGUUUACAAGUGAAAUACUCACAUAUGUACUCAUGAUAUUGAUAGUGGCAUCUUGAUUGUUGAUUAUCUGCUCUUUUUUUGGUUUGAGUU